AUGACAUCGCUUGAUCUCAAUCUAAAACACCAUAUCCAUUACUCACUCAGACCCGCCGUUGUUGAGUACCUUUGGGGUCCUCAAUCUUCUCGGGUCAAUAUUCUGGGGCAAGCCAAAAAUCUAGAAGGAUUCUUUGCGUUAUACUUCGGAUAUUAUAAUAAACAAUGCGAUCUAAUAGGACGCCAUGCAAAAGGCAAAUAUUCUUCGGUGGAGUCGCACAGAGAUAUUAUGGGCAUAGCGCAACUUCUGCAACAACCUCUCACUCGAGAAGAGGUACGGAAACAUAUGUCGAGUUUCCUGAAAGUCGCAGAUAAGGAACAGCAUGAAACCUCUAUCAAUCUCGUCGCUCGACUUCUUCUGAUGAUCAAAUUCGGCGACGUUCCUCACGAAUGUCGCGGAGGCCGAUACCUCGAAUGGAGUUAUGGAAGUCUUCCUGAAUUCGUGCACAAUUAUUUCUCUUGCCCCCCAGCUCGCAGCCAUGACCGUAUCAAGCUUGAGAAGUCAUUCAGCGCCCUCAACUUACAGCGAAUCGCGGGUAUUGAGAUUUGGUGGACAGACAAUCUAGCGGAUCACCUCCGUAUGAUGGAUGAUGAUAAGGCGAUCGCAGUCUUCCACCACGCGUCCUUCCUAGAUUAUCAAAUAGACAAUCAUGCGAACAGCCCGAUCUUCCCGGACGGUUUCAUCGAGGAAACAUUGAGAACAAUUGCCCUUCUCCUUCCCAAGUAUGACCAAGCAACUAGAAAUUGGUAUCGGAAAGUCGCUUCUAAUCCUGGCUGUCAUCUCGAUAUGCAACUUGUAGAAAUUGGAAACCUGAAUGCCGAGAGUCGACAGCUUGAGAACUUUAAGUAUUGGCAUGACCGUCUUGUGAUUUUAAAGCAAGUGUACGACGACGCUCGCCCCACUACGCUCUCUCAGUGGUGGUAUGAUCGGCGAAAUGGGGCGCAAUGGUAUCCUUUCUGGAUUGCGCUCUGGGUUUUGGUUUUGACAACAUUCUUCGGCUUGGUCCAGUGCAUCGAAGGCGCAUUGCAAGCGUACAAAGCGUUCCGUUCGUGA
This is a messenger RNA of Venustampulla echinocandica, 1053 nucleotides long. RefSeq lists its product as uncharacterized. The transcript has 2 exons. Lineage: Eukaryota; Fungi; Ascomycota; Leotiomycetes; Helotiales; Pleuroascaceae. The record is from RefSeq and is a predicted model, not a curated record. Bases 1 to 1053 code for a protein of 350 amino acids.